CUGCAAGCUCACCUUUAGGACCCAGCCAAGUCCAUCUGUGCCAUAAAAGCUGCAGCCCAGGACAUGACACACAAUAUUCUGUUUGGCUCUGCACUGUGUCUCUCGACAUCCCAUUCUCAUCUCAAGACACCAUGUCUACCAAGAAUACCAUCAGGAGUCAAGUGAGGCACCAUGGCUUCAGUACCAGCUCAGCCAGAGUGCCUAGGCUAAACCUCUCUGGCUUCAGCAGUGUGUCUGUGUGCCACUCGCCGGGCAGCAGUAGCUUCGGUGCAGUGUGUGGAGGAGCUGGCUUUGGCAGCAGGAGCCUCUAUGGUGUGGGGAGCUCCAAGAGGAUCUCCAUCGGAGGGGGCAGCUGUGGCACUGGAGGAGGCUAUGGCAGCCGAUUUGGAGGAGGCUUCGGCAUUGGAGGAGGAGCUGGAGGUAGCUUUGGCUUUGGCACUAGAGCAGGAUUUGGUGGUGGCUAUGGGGGAGCUGGCUUCCCGGUGUGUCCACCUGGAGGCAUCCAAGAGGUCACCAUCAACCAGAGCCUCCUCACCCCCCUGAACCUGCAAAUCGACCCCACCAUCCAGCGGGUCAGGACUGAGGAGAGGGAGCAGAUCAAGACCCUCAACAACAAGUUUGCCUCCUUCAUCGACAAGGUACGGUUCCUGGAGCAGCAGAACAAGGUCCUGGACACCAAGUGGACCCUGCUGCAGGAGCAGGGCACCAAGACCGUGAGGCAGAACCUGGAGCCUCUUUUUGAGCAGUACAUCAGCAACCUCCGCAGAAAGCUGGACAGCAUCGUGGGAGAGAGGGGUCGCCUGGACUCAGAGCUGAGGAACAUCCAGGACACAGUGGAGGACUACAAGAGCAAAGAUGGAGAUGAGAUCAAGAAACGCACAGCAGCAGAGAAUGAAUUUGUGAUCCUGAAGAAGGAUGUAGAUGCUACCUACAUGAACAAGGUUGAACUGCAAGCCAAGGCAGACAGUCUAAGAGAUGAGAUCGACGUCCUGAGAAUUAUUUAUGAGGCAGAACUGUCUCAGAUGCAAACUCACAUCUCAGACACAUCUGUGGUCCUCUCCAUGGACAACAACCGCAGCCUGGAUCUGGACAGCAUCAUCGCUGAGGCCAAGGCCAAGUAUGAGGACACUGCAAAGAGAAGUCAGGCUGAGGCUGAGUCUUGGUACCAGACUAGAUAUGAGGAGCUUCAGGUCACAGCUAGCAGACAUGGGGAAGACCUGCGCAACACCGAACAGGAGAUUGCUGAGAUCAACCGCAUCAUCCAGAUUUGGAGAUCUGAGAUCAACCAUGUCAAGAAGCAGAUUGCCAACCAGGAAGCUGCCUUUGCUGAAGCUGAGCAGCGUGGGGAGAUGGCCCUCAAGGAUGCCAGGGGCAAGCUGGAAGGGCUGGAGGAUGCCCUGCAGAAAGUCAAACAGGACAUGGCCAGGCUGCUGAGGGAGUACCAGGAGCUCAUGAAUGUCAAGCUGGCCCUUGAUGUGGAAAUCGCCACCUACAGGACACUUCUGGAAGGAGAGGAGUCCAGGUGCAUAACUACAUCCUCCAAUCCCUUCAAUAUCUCUGUGGUGCAGUCCACCGUGUCCAGUGGCUAUGGCAGUGCAGGUGGUGCCAGCAGCAGCUUAGGCCUGGGAGGAGGCAGCAGCUACUCCUAUGGCAGUAGCCAUGGCUUAGGAGGUGGCUUCAGUGCUGGCAGUAGCAGAGUCAUUGGAGGUGACCUCAGCUCUUCUGGUGGCAGCUCUUCCACCAUCAAAUACAUCACUACCUCCUCCAGCAGGAAGAGCUACAGGCCCUGA
Molecule: messenger RNA, 1790 nt
Organism: Mastomys coucha (southern multimammate mouse)
Lineage: Eukaryota; Metazoa; Chordata; Mammalia; Rodentia; Muridae
Product: keratin, type II cytoskeletal 6A-like
Exons: 11
Coding region: 132-1790 (552 amino acids)
Biological process (GO): keratinization; intermediate filament organization
Cellular component (GO): keratin filament
Molecular function (GO): structural constituent of skin epidermis
Source: RefSeq, a predicted model, not a curated record